AUGUUGUCAACUACAAAACCAUGGCUAACUGAUUCGAAAUUCCUACAAAAGAAUGAGCUUCGCCAAGAAAUUGGUGCACGCUUAGCGAAGAUACCACCAGAGGAAGUGAAACGACAAAGUGACAUCGUUGUCGAAAAGGUGCUUUCAUCAGAAUGGUUUAACAAUGCGAAGCGAAUCUCUGUGUAUCUACACAUAGCUGGAGAAAUUGAAACGGAUCGUAUAGUCGAAAAAUCACUGGAACAGGAUAAACAACUCUUUAUACCUCAAUUGAUUCGUAAGGAUCCACGAAUGCGUAUGCUUCGAGUUCCAACACUGCGUGAUUUCAAAGAAUUGAAGCCUACCUUAUGGGGUAUACGACAGCCAACUGUUGAGCAACACUGGGAAAGCUACGAGGAAUCAGGACCACUGGAUCUCAUAAUUGUUCCUGGAGUGGCGUUCACUUUAACGGGAGAAAGGCUAGGCCAUGGAAUGGGCUAUUAUGACCGUGCACUAGCUGAACAUCAACAACGGUUCGGUACGAUGCCAAUUCGAUACGGUCUGGCGCUUCGGGAACAAGUCGUCGACGUGGUCCCAUUGGUCGAAACGGACGUUCGUUUGGACGGCGUGAUUCGAGCUGAAUAG
Angiostrongylus costaricensis is the source of this 621-nucleotide messenger RNA. The record is from the annotation of a GenBank genome assembly. NCBI's taxonomy places the organism in Eukaryota, Metazoa, Nematoda, Chromadorea, Rhabditida, Metastrongylidae.